This is a messenger RNA of Neohortaea acidophila, 1210 nucleotides long. RefSeq lists its product as uncharacterized. Lineage: Eukaryota; Fungi; Ascomycota; Dothideomycetes; Mycosphaerellales; Teratosphaeriaceae. The coding region runs from base 298 to 1161 and encodes 287 amino acids. The transcript is spliced from 3 exons. The record is from RefSeq and is a predicted model, not a curated record.
AGUUGGAUUCGGAGACGGUGAAGAAGUUCAUGGCCGAACGCCUGGCGAAGUACAAAAGACUCGACGGCGGGGUUGCGUUCCUGGACGACAUUCCCAAGAACCCUAGUGGAAAGAUCCUCAAGAGAACGUUGCGAGAGUGGGCCGAGAAGGAAUUGAAGCAGGAGAAGCAAACAUCGAAGCUAUAGGGCAAGACGUGCUGCAUUCACUUGGCUAGCCAAGAUUUAAUUCGACCCUCAUCGUUUGUUGAAUUUAGCUUUGUAUUAGUUUGUGUAGACCACAUUGUGUGCCGCAUCGUGGAUGAUGGGCUUGACCCUUGGCUAUAUAUUCCUGCCGUCCUCUCGAAAGCAAUCCUUUCUUCAUAGCCACUCCAUUCCACCCUUCGACAUGACUUCUUCAAAUCAAAUACACCCCAUGGACAUCAUUGACGAUACAGACGUGCACAAUGCACCCAUGCCCGAGCAACACAAGCAGAUGAUCUUGAAGCAUCUCCAACGCCUGCAAGAUAUCGCCAAAGGCGAGGACGUCGACAGCGGCGAAGAAGAGGUCUGUAGAAAACGAGCAGACAUCGAAUACCAAAAGCGCCUUGCUCGCGAGCAGCUGGCCCGCAUCACCACCGUCUUCCGUCGCUAUCAAGCCAGACACGAGCGCGGCGAAUUCGAAGAUGAAGAAGUCGAGUCAAUGUGCGCAGACAUUAUUGACGGGUGUAUCCUGGUGUAUAACACGCGGUUUCUCGGUAAAAUGCCCGCUGCUGGUGACCGUUUGAUGGACGAAGACCAGGAUGGCGCUGCGGAACUGUGGAAACCAGCUUCGGUCGAGACCGCCAUCCUGCCUGAUUGCAGCAGGAAACACGACAUUGGAGAGGACCUGGAGCUGCACAAGCUCGUGCUAAAGGACAAAAGGUCGGAGGGUAACCUCGUUGAGCUGGGACGAGCGCAGGUGCCAGUGCUUUCGGGACAGUGGCCGAAGAUCCGCGAAGAGCUGUUGAAGAAGAGUCCUGUCUACCACCACUGGCCGCCAACGCCUGCCGAAGGCGCCGCGUACGUAGCGCACAAAGGAGCAGAGCCCGAAGAGCCCGAGUCGGAUUGGGAGGAGUAUCUUCAGUCGCGAGCAGAGACCGAGGCGGGUGAUUCGGACUGUGAGGAGUACCGACAGGAUGGCUGAGAUGAACGUCGGGCAUCCUCGGUGAAUGUAAUUGGCAGCUAACUGGAGC